AUGACUACAAAUUUAUCAGAAGAAAAUAUUUUAAAACUAUUAGAUGAAGCUGCCAGAACAGAUCCGAACAUUAAAAUUAUAAUUACAAUAAAACAAGCAUUAGAAUAUAUUGAUACUACUAUUGAAAACAAUCAUGGACAAUUAAAAACAACAAUUUAUCAUAAAUCAGCUUGGGAACCUAAUAUUCUUUCUUAUGAAUCUGAUCAUCUACGACAUGUGCAUGCCAGCAAUAUUUAUACAAUGUUAGUCAGAGCAGCACGUAUCUGUUCCACUGUGGAAGAUUUUGAUAUGGAACAAUUAAGUGCAGAAAUGAUUUUAUUAGUUAAUGGCUAUCCACCAAAAUUUAUACAACAUCAUUUAAAAGAUUUCUUUGUUACACAUGAUGCUGUCAGAGUGUGA
Molecule: messenger RNA, 399 nt
Organism: Rotaria sp. Silwood2
Lineage: Eukaryota; Metazoa; Rotifera; Eurotatoria; Philodinida; Philodinidae
Source: the annotation of a GenBank genome assembly